CUCCUCUUUUCGGUUGAGAACACAGCCAUCUUGGAUUUACCGAAGUCAAGUGAAAUUGAUGCGGUGAGGCUAUUUUUCAAUUGUUGAUGGCCUGUUACAAACGACGCGCAGCUCGGCUCCAUCACACAAACGAGAAAAAUUAGCCCCCGACGUCUGCCUGAGUCUUUUUCACGGGGGGCUAAAGCUAAAGGGGGGUUUUCCUUUAGCUGGUUAGCUUCAUCUAAUUUGUCGCUGCUGCCUCGCAAACGGAGCCUAAAUUGAGCCGAGAAAGAGGCGUCCGUCUCCGGCCGGGUGACAAAAGGCAUGUUCGGCUCCAGGAAGAAAUUUGCCGAGUUCGAGGUGGUGGACAACGACUUUACCGAUGAAAGCAUGUACUACAACCAGCCGUCGAUGUUCCCGCAUCGGUCGGACAAAGACAUGCUGUCGUCGCCUUCGCCGUCCUCGUCUUCGGGGCAGCUGUCGCAGCUCGGCGCCAGUCUCUACGGUCCGCAGAGCGCACUAGGCUUUUCGGUGCGAGGCAUGGGCAACAGCACGCCUCAGCUGAACCGAAAUCUAACCCAAGGAACCCAACUCCCGAGUCACAUCCCGCCCACCACCGGGGUCCCCACCAUGUCCCUCCAUACUCCUCCGUCACCCAGCAGGGGUUCCUUGCCCAUGAACACGAGGAACAUGCUGAACCACUCUCAGGUGGGUCAAGGCCUGGGAAUGAGCGGAAGAACCAAUAGCAUGAGCAGCUCGGGUCUGGGGAGCCCCAAUCGCAGCUCCCCGAGUAUCAUCUGUAUGCCCAAGCAGCAACCGGCGCGGCAGGCCUUCACUGUAAACAGCAUGUCAGGAUUCGGAAUGAACCGCAACCAGGCUUUUGGGAUGAACAAUUCAUUAUCAAGCAAUAUCUUUAACGGCACAGAUGGGAGCGAAAACCUGGCCGGGCUGGAUUUGUCCGAUUUCCCGGCGUUGGCGGACAGGAGUCGGAGGGAAGGAAGCGGAAACCCCACCACGGUGCUCAACCCGCUGGCUGGAAGAGCGCCUUAUGUGGGCAUGGUGACCAAACCAUCAACAGAACAAACACAGGAUUUCUCCAUCCACAACGAGGACUUCCCCGCGCUGCCCGGCCCCAACUACAAGGACCCCUCGUUGACAGGCGACGACAACAAAACCAACUUGAACUCCACGAGCAAGAGCGCAUCCAGCACAGACGGGCCCAAAUUUCCCGGAGACAAGACGGCUUCGGCGCAGAACAACAACCAGAAAAAAGGGAUCCAGGUCUUGCCUGACGGUCGGGUGACCAACAUUCCUUCGGGCAUGGUGACGGACCAGUUCGGCAUGAUCGGCCUCUUGACGUUCAUCCGGGCGGCGGAAACGGAUCCCGGGAUGGUCCACUUGGCGCUGGGGAGCGACCUCACAACGCUGGGGCUGAAUUUAAACUCGCCAGAAAACUUGUACCCAAAAUUUGCGUCCCCUUGGGCGUCGGCACCGUGUCGACCGCAAGAUAUUGACUUCCACGUUCCAUCAGAGUACUUGACCAACAUCCACAUAAGGGACAAGCUGGCCGCCAUUAAGCUAUCUCGAUAUGGCGAAGACUUAUUGUUCUACUUGUAUUACAUGAACGGCGGCGACUUGCUUCAGCUGCUGGCGUCUGUCGAACUCUUUAACCGGGACUGGCGCUACCACAAAGAAGAGCGACUUUGGAUCACGCGAGCGCCCGGCAUGGAGCCCACGCUCAAGACCAACGCUUACGAAAGAGGCACCUACUACUUUUUCGAUUGUCUUAACUGGAGAAAAGUGGCCAAGGAGUUCCACCUGGAGUACGACAAGCUGGAAGAGCGGCCCCACGUGCCAACCACCUACAAUUACAACCCGGCCCAGCAGGCCUUCUAAGGCCGUUCCUGCACAUGUCCAGGGAGGGCGCCGUUGCGCUUCUGGUUUUUUCCUUCCCGGACCUUUUUUUUCUUUUGUCUCUUGACUGCAGGGGGGAAAAAAGAAAAGAAAAAAAAAGCCACCGUUCCCAAAUUUCACAUUGCCCAGAACACCAACACUUUAGUUUUUAUUCUAUUUCUUUGUUUUUUUUGUUGUCUCGUUUGGAGCAGGGUUCCCUCCGUGUUAUGUUUACGUGGGAGUCUGACUGAGCCUCACAAAAAAAAGAAAAAAAGCGACCGACCGACCAAUGGACGGACGGACGGACAGACGGGAAAAGUUCCAAUCCUCAAGUCAAAGAAAUGCAAUGUUUAUUGUUGCACUAUAUUUAGUAAUAAAAGAACACAACAUUUCUUUUGUUUCAAGUCCUUUUCUGAACAUUGACCUCAUUUUAGACGGCAGGACAUUCACCUAAGCACCCCAAAAA
Corythoichthys intestinalis (scribbled pipefish) is the source of this 2338-nucleotide messenger RNA. RefSeq names its product CCR4-NOT transcription complex, subunit 2 (gene cnot2). Bases 304 to 1875 code for a protein of 523 amino acids. The record is from RefSeq and is a predicted model, not a curated record. Gene Ontology annotation, cellular component: CCR4-NOT core complex; P-body. Gene Ontology annotation, biological process: nuclear-transcribed mRNA poly(A) tail shortening; regulation of DNA-templated transcription; regulation of stem cell population maintenance. The transcript has 15 exons. Lineage: Eukaryota; Metazoa; Chordata; Actinopteri; Syngnathiformes; Syngnathidae.